Messenger RNA from Coregonus sp. 'balchen', 2166 nucleotides. The record is from the annotation of a GenBank genome assembly. NCBI's taxonomy places the organism in Eukaryota, Metazoa, Chordata, Actinopteri, Salmoniformes, Salmonidae.
UGUAAAACUCACUUCUGUGUUUUGUAUUUCCUGUGUCCAGUUCUGACCCAGAAGCCCUCAGUGUUGACUCCUCCUCUGACAGAGGGAGAACCAGCCACUCUGACCUGCACCGCCCCGGGGAUCUGCUCUGGAACUCCUCCUAACAUCACAUGGACAUGGAGAGGGACAGGGGACAACAUCACUGAGCUCCGAGACAACAGCACCAUACAGGAGAAAGAGGACCUGACCAGCAUCACAAGAACCCACUUCUCAGAUUUGACCUUUACCCCCUCAACUAAGCAUCACAGCACCAAGAUCACAUGUCUGGUGACAUUCAAUGGCAGCGUCACCACUAAGAAGACACUGAAAUUGAAUGUGACAUGUAAGUACUGUUCGUUAUCUGACCUUCACGUUGUGCUUUAACAGUUCUAUUUUAUGAACGUAAUCUGUAUGCACUGUUCUUUGUUUUCUAGAUGUGAAGGAACCCAAGAUCUUUGGUAGUAACAAAGUGAGAGAGGGUGAUACCCUGAAUCUGACCGGUAGUGUUGACAGCUAACCACCAUCAUCAUCUAACAUCACCUGGAGUAAGAAUGGGACAACCGCUUUGGAACAGAAUAGCUCUGGACUGGCCACUCUCACCAUCUCUAACAUGACAAGAGAGCAUGCUGGGGAGUAUGUGUGUACAGCUCAACACCACAACAGGACUCUGACAGCUUCCACUGUUGUCACUGUGAUGUGUGAGUACAAACAGCACUGUACAGACUUGAUUGAAAAUGGCUUGCGACAUGUUGUUACCUUUAAAUUGCCUAUGAUUUAUCUUCCCUCUCUGUCUUUCACCAGACCGUCCCGUGAUUCUUGCUGGCUCUGGGUGUGUGGUCCAGGCAGAGGUCAUGACCUGUGUGUGUGUCACUCAGGGAGUUCCCUUACCCCUCAUAAGAUGGCUUGACAUCGAUGAGUACAGUUUUACUACAUCAGUGUUGAUGUUCUUAGUGAACAGCACCAUCAGCAUGCCUGUCAGAAACCACACCAACACCACUGUGGAGUGUGUCAGCAGAAAUGAAGUGGGCAGAGUGAGAGAGAAGCUGCAAGUCACCCAAAAAGAAAAGCAAGGAGGUAAAGAUAUAAGUUAAGAUACUUUGUUAGAGAGCCACAGCUUCCCAGUCCCACCCAAUAUGAAUGCAACAUAGAGGAUUUACAUGCUUUGAUUGAGAAAAUAUGUUUGUUUUCUUCAGAGGAUACAAAGUACUGUGAGCCACUUCUAAAAGCAUACAUGUAUUGUUCUCUUUAUAGAGAAAGUUUCUAAAGACAUCCUGGCUAUGCUGUCGGACCCACCACUGAUUACUGCAUUUGUGAUUGGUGCAGCCCUCUCAGCCACCAUCUGUUGUAUCUUCCUGUGUUUGACAGGGAGAUGUAAAAAGUACAUGCAUUCUAUUACUGAAGUACAGUUAGUGUUAACUGAAUAUGUUGUAAAAAUCAAUUGUAGAUUGUCUUACUGAUGUAUUUCUAUUUAUUAUCAAUAACUUCAGAUUUAUUGUCAAAAUGUACCAAUGCCUUACACCAUAUUGUAAUGGAAGUGCUUGCUAACCCCUCCAAAAUACAGUUAUUGAGACAUUUCAUUUGUAAUAUUUUCCGUAGACGCAAAGAGAGGAUCCCAAAGGACUCCGAUUCCAAAAGCCCUUUCAUGAACCUGAAGAUGGUGGCAUGUGAAGACCAACAGGUGCAGUACCAGUUUCUUUCUUUAUUCAGCUUUACCAACAUUCAGUUAGCAUUGACAUGCCAAUAGGAGUUGAUAAGACAGUAUAAACAGAUCUGGGACCACCAAGCUAACAAAAGACUCCAUAGACGGAUGCAGGACAAGCUGUGUGGGGCGAACAGACCUCUCUGCAGGUGGAGCUGAGGGAGGGAGCUGAAAAUGGAUGGCCCCACACCAGUGGAGCCGUGGGAAAAUCUGCCACAAGGGAAGAACCAAAUGAAGUGGACUACGCCAGUAUCAACUACUCCCUACUGAAGAAAAAUUCUCCUGAGGAGGCAGAGAAGAAGACCACCACAACAGAGUCAGAGUACGCCGAAAUCAAACGAGAGAAGAACAAUGAGGGGCAAGAAGAUGGUGGAGAGGGGAGUGGAGUGAUGGAGAAGGAGGAGGAGGAGGAGAUAGAAGGGGAGGAGAUGAUGGGGAAGGAUGAGUAG